This is a messenger RNA of Drosophila grimshawi, 4355 nucleotides long. Its product is annotated as zinc finger matrin-type protein CG9776. Gene Ontology annotation, biological process: negative regulation of DNA-templated transcription; positive regulation of DNA-templated transcription. Gene Ontology annotation, cellular component: nucleoplasm. Lineage: Eukaryota; Metazoa; Arthropoda; Insecta; Diptera; Drosophilidae. The record is from RefSeq and is a predicted model, not a curated record. Gene Ontology annotation, molecular function: nucleic acid binding; zinc ion binding.
GUAUAAAAACCAUAAAGUGCACAUUAAGCAAUCGAGUGAUUAGUGGAAAGCAUUCCACUUCAUCAAAAUGGAUGCCGAUAUUGCGCUGAAUCAAGCCACAGACAAGCGAAUGGGCACUUCUCUGGAUGACGGUCCACCCGGUGUGGAUGGCAACGAUGCGAGUGAAAAAAACGAGGAGACCGCCGUCGCCGCCGCAGCGUCCUGCAAAAGUAGCAAAACCAAAUCGACAUCACGUCGUCGCUCAACAUCACGACGGCGUUCGAAUUCACCGCCACCAAUACGCCGGCGACGCUCACAUUCGCGCUCACCAACGCCACCGCCGCCUCGAGGACGGGGUCGCUACGAUUCUCCGGAAUAUGGCCGAUAUCCACCACGACGUCGCUUUGAUCGCCGACGUUCACCGGAUCGUGAUCGCGAUCGUCGGCGCUCACCGCCGCGUCGUGGCCGACGCGAUCGCUACGGCAGAUCCAGAUCGCGUUCACGCAGUGGCGGCUCACCGCCCAGGCGUGGUGGCGGCGGACGUGGCGUAAGUCCAUCGUCGUCUCGCUGGUCACCCAAGAAGAAGCCUGCCUCACCGCCCCUGCCAGCACAAUCGACACACGCGGGCCAGCAACAGCUGCCGCAUCCCGGCCAGACCACAGGCUACGGUGUCAUGCCGGCGCCCAUGUACGCCCAAGGACCGUAUGGUGCACCCGAUGUCUAUGGUCAUCAGUACAGCAUGGCGCCGCCAAAUUCAUUCCCACCCCAGGGACCCCCACCCGGCUAUGGCAUGCAGGUGCCACAAGCAACGCAGGCGGCCGCCUUCAAUACGGGCUACGGCGCAUGGGGCGUAAAUGAAUAUGGACAACAAGUGUGGCUGCCACAGCCGAUGGCCAGUGUGCCGCCGCCAGUAGUAGCAGAUUCACUGGUAACCCAGCAGCAGCAGCAACAGCAGGCAGUGGGACAACAGCAGCAGCAGCAACAUCUGUCGCCGGCUAUCAUUGAGGAUCAGGGAGCUGCGGCGCUUGAGAGCGCAGGUUUGCCGCCACAGGACGCCGUCGCCCAGGAGGCAGAGAAUCAGAAGGAUGAGCUCAAAAAGCAACGCACCAACUAUGUGAAAAAGGUGUCGCUUCUCAAGAGGGAAAUGAAAGUGCUUAAGGAGCAACGUAACGAUUUGACUGCGGGUGAUGCACCACCAUCGCCGACCACAAAGAAUUUCAUCGAGGAAAACGAUCGUCUGCAGGUGCAAAUCAAAAAGAAAGUGGAUACCAUUGAGAACGUUAUAGAUAUGUUGAACGGGAUCAUUGGCGACGAGGAUGCCGACGAGGAGCUUGACCUAACGCCAAAGGACCCGGAGCCAACUGUCAACAAAACAGUUCAACCAACUGUUGCUUCUGCUGCGGCUGCUACGUCGACGUCGACAACAAGCGAUAGCUCAGAAAGCUCCGGUUCUAGCUCGUCCUCGAGCAGUUCAUCGGAGUCAUCAACGGAUGAUGAGGGCGAUGAGGAGAAUGGCACGGGUGAUGGUAGUCCCACGAAUCGUCUCAAGAAUCGGGCCAUGAAAACAAUGAAAGCCAAACAGCGACAGACUGCAACAGCUGCUCCAACGAAACCAUCUGUGCCCCCAGCUCAAAACUACAAUUAUGUGUUCUUCGAUCCCGAGCAGCAUUGGUGCGAGAGCUGUAGCGUCUUUCCAAAGACGGCACGUGACUAUCUCAAGCAUUUACAUGGUGAGGAACACAUGAACCGGGAGACAAUGGAGACACCCUGGCAUGUGGGCAUCGAUCAUGAUCCCUUCCCCACGCACGACAAGGCGCCCGUUAAGCGUGUCCCAGUUCGUGGACUACAAUUCCUGGUGCCCGCCAGUGCUUGGUACUGCAAAUUGUGCAGCGUUUGGAUUGGGGAUCUUCACUGUGCCUCAGCGCAUCUGAAAUCCCGAUUGCAUGCCAACAGAUAUGAUUCGUUUCUGAAGAAGCAGCCCAACUACGACAGCGAGUGGCUGAGCAAAAGGGAACGGGCACAGCAGGAGCAAAAGGAGUGCGAGGAGGCCAAGCUCAAGAAGGCCAAGAAGGAUGACGACAAGACCUCAAAGAAGCGCAAGAAGAAGAGCGAGAAGAAGAAAAAGAAGCGCAGCAAGCAUAGCAAGAAAAAUAAACGUGAUUCGAACGCUGCUCAUAGUACAUCCUCAUCGACGGACAGCUCGUCGUCGGACGAGGUGGCGGAUGAGGUGCAGCAGCAACCAAAAAAGGCGCAUGUCUCCACAACGGAUGUCGCAGCCCCAAUUGCGCCAAUCAAUGCCGCCUCGAUACGCGUCACAAUGCGUAAACAGGAUACGCAAGUUGCGCCACCGCCGCCGCCGUUCAUUAAGGAUGCACUCGGCACGGUUGAGCGCGGCAAAUGGACGCCGGCGGCGGGCAGCGAUGUCAAAGAGAAGGAGGAUCAAAAGAAACGCGACGAUGUCAUGAUGCAGCAGUGGAACACAGUGCAACCAGUGAUAAGCGACAGCGAGAAGAAGUUGCUCGAGCAGCUCAAAGGCAAGCUGAAGGGUAAAUCGUCGCGAUCAACGGAUGAUGGUAAGAAUUCAACGGCAACCGCUGCUGAUGAUAAGUCACGACGUCCCACUUCCAAGCGACGCAGUCCCUCGCCACGGGAUCGCGAUCGUGAUCGGGAUCGUGAUCGUCGUGACAGAGAUCGUGAUCGCGAUCGUGGCCGUGAUCGAGAACGGGAACGGGACCGGGAUCGUGAUCGGCGUCGUUCACGCACUCGCUCAAGGAGUCGCGCCCGCAGACGCAACUCACGCUCACCAAUGCGCGCCGGUCGACGCAGUCGCUCCAGGGAUGCCCGCUGGCGUCGCAGCCAUUCGGAGGAGCGUGUUGAACGGCCGGUGAUCAAGCAUUCCGAGUUUCGCCCACGGGCACUGCCCGAACGCAAGCCGUCGGAUGCCAAGCGGGACAAAAAGGAGACGGCCGCCCAGCUGAAGUCGUCCUCGAAGAGCAGCUCGAGCACCGCUACCGCGGCGGCCAAUGCAGGCAAAAAGUUGCCCUUCAUUGGCAAGAUGCCUGUACUUAAAAAGCAGCCGCCUACGGCGCCGGCUCCUGCCUUAAAUAGUGAUGCCGGCGUAUAUACAAAUGGCGGCACCAUGGAUGGUAUAUCGGUGGGUCCACCACCGCCGCCGCCAUCCAUGGGCAUGGCGUCGUCUGCUGCAGUGCGUCAGACGGCGCCGACAGCGGCCCAAAUCCAAAUGGCCAUGAUGGAGGAUGCCUUUGGGAAUGCGCCACCUUUUCAUCCCGACGCCGGCAUGAUGAUGGACUAUGAUGAGCUAAUGCCCGAUCCCGUGCAGUUUGCCAAUUUAAUGACCCAUUGUCCGCCCCCACCGCCACCCGGCGAGAGUACAAAUGCCGAUGGCAGCGAGUCCCACAACAAUACCGAUCAGUUGGAUGGCGAGGAUAAUGGUGAAGACGAUGUGCUGCCUCCAGGCAUUGAUGAGGCCGAUUCGGAUCUGGUGCCGCAGGCAUUGGUUGCUGCGACCCCAACACGUGAUGGUGAACUGCCCCAGGAUCUGGCUGAUGCGCUCAAUAUCAUAUUCCCAGCGAAUCGACAAGGCGACGAGGCAUCCAAUGAUGAUGAUGCUGCCAAUCAAGUGGCGAACGUACCGCAAACAAUAACCACAAUUGUGGAAGAUGGGCCGGUGCUGGACGAGCACAAUCUACAGGAUCUGGCCAAUCAGGGCAUACAUUUGGUUUCAAUCGAGGAGACCAGUUCCAGUUCAAUGGCUGCCAAUGAAGAGGCAACCAAAUCUCUCGAUUCCCCCAUGCAAAUCAGUGCAGAUGAGGCAUCCCAAGGUGCUGCCGCCUAUCCGCCAAUGGCAAACGGCAAUGGCAAUGACAAUGGCAAAACCGAAACCGAAAACGCUUUUAGCCCCAAGCAGAUGACGGCUCAAGACAUACCCAUGCCCUUUUCGCCAGUCGCAGCAGUCGCUUCCAUUGAGGAUAUCAAAUCAAAUCAAAAAACCGAUGAGCUCCUCAAUGUGGCUGAUAUACCGCAACCGCCACUUUCGCCCACGAAUAGUGAGAGGAUGCGACGACAGGCGGAGCUCGAUGAGUUGGGCAUCGAUAGCAGCGACAUGGCGGCACAAUAUGCGUUAUAAGAUUUGAUUUAACUUGGCUACAGACUACAGACAGGGGGGCGUCCACUAGCUGGCGCAAUCGGAGUCAAUUACAUGAAGCGCGAGCUGGCAGCAAUGACGGCAUCCAAAUUGAAUUCAUUUUAUUAGUUUUACUUUUAUUCCUAUGUAUGAUUGUGUGUAUAUGUGACGAGAAUGUUAUCAAUAAAUGCCACAUAUAUAUGUAUGUAAUAUAUGUAUGAUUAAAUCAGAA